This is a messenger RNA of Peromyscus maniculatus bairdii (prairie deer mouse), 1777 nucleotides long. RefSeq names its product RP2 activator of ARL3 GTPase (gene Rp2). Gene Ontology annotation, cellular component: cilium; periciliary membrane compartment. Gene Ontology annotation, biological process: post-Golgi vesicle-mediated transport. Gene Ontology annotation, molecular function: GTPase activator activity. NCBI's taxonomy places the organism in Eukaryota, Metazoa, Chordata, Mammalia, Rodentia, Cricetidae. The record is from RefSeq and is a predicted model, not a curated record.
GGCGACCGAGGGGUGGAAAAAAGGAGAAGGGUGUUGGGCCUGGCGGGAGUGCUGAGGUUUGUGGGCGCCUGAACUGCUCUCCUGGGCGGUGUCCGGGAAGCUGCUGGCCGAAUCUCCCUGGGUUUGCGCCACCCUCUGGGAAGUGUCCCAGUGCGUGGGCUUCACUAGCGAGACCCUUUGGCCGACGCCAUGGGCUGCUGCUUCUCUAAGAGACGGAAGAGUGAGAAGGAGUCGAGGGCUGAGGGAGAGGAGGAGCAGCCCAAGCUGUACAGCUGGGACCAGCGGGAGAAGGUUGAUCCAAAAGAUUACAUGUUCAGUGGACUGAAGGAUGAAACAGUAGGUCGAUUACCUGGAAAAGUGGCAGGACAACAAUUUGUCAUUCAAGACUGUGAGAACUGUAACAUCUAUAUUUUUGAUCACUCAGCCACCAUUACCAUUGAUGACUGCACCAACUGCAUACUUUUUUUGGGACCAGUGAAAGGCAGCGUGUUUUUCCGAAAUUGUAGGGAUUGCAAGUGUACAUUAGCUUGCCAACAAUUUCGUGUGAGGGACUGUAGAAAGUUGGAAGUCUUUCUGUGCUGUGCCACUCAACCUAUUAUUGAAUCUUCCACAAAUAUCAAAUUUGGCUGUUUUCAGUGGUACUACCCUGAAUUAGCAGCCCAAUUCAAAGAUGCAGGGCUCAGUAUCUUCAAUAACAUAUGGAGUCACGUUCAUGAUUUUACACCUGUAUCAGGAGAGCUCAACUGGAGCCUUCUUCCAGAAAAUGCUGUGGUUCAAGACUAUGUUCCUAUUCCAGCUACUGAAGAAUUCAAAGCUGUACGAAUUUCCACAGAAGCCAAUAGAAGCAUUGUUCCCAUAUCCAAGGGUCAGAGACAGAAGAGCAGUGAUGAGUCAUGCCUAGUGGUAUUAUUUGCUGAUGAUUAUACAACUGCAAAUGCCAGGAAACUAAUUGAUGAGAUGGUUGGGAAAGGGUUUUGCCUGGUGCAGACAAAGGAAGUGUCAAUGAAAGCCGAAGAUGCCCAAAGGGUUUUCCGAGAAAAGGCAUCUGACUUUUUUCUUCUUCUGAACAAAGGUCCAGUGAUUGCCUUGGAAUUUAAUGGAGAUGGUGCUGUAGAAGGAUGUCACCUUAUUGUAAAUGAGAUAUUCAAUGGGACAAAGAUGUUUGUAUCAGAAAAGAAGGAGACAGCAUCUGGAGAUGUUGACAGCUUCUAUAACUUUGCUGAGAUACAGAUGGGGAUUUGAAGCGGAUUGUGAUGAGAAAGAAAACUGAAGGUCAGAAAGUUUGGAUGGCCUAUCAAGCUCAUAGCAUAGUCACUGAACUGCAGUGUAGCCCUCCUUGCUGUCCCCUUGUGGUUACUAGGGGAACAAGACUCACUUCAACCUCCCACGUGAAGCCCUUUCCAACAAUCACAGACAGAAAGGCCAGGUCCCUGCUUGAUGCUCACAUGAUGCUCCAUAGAGAUUUCCAAGAACCCGUUUCUAUGCCUGUCUGGCUACUUGUAUUUCUAGUCUAGCAUCUGCAUCACCUAGGAACUGGAUAGAAUAAGCCCCACUCUUGACCUGUUGACUAAACAUCUAUGAAUAUAUUAUUCAGGUAAUUCAGGUGUUUAUGUGCAUUUAUGCUAAUGUAUGAAAAGCCCAUUCUGUAUUAUUUGACCCCAAACUCUAGAAUCAAAGCUCAGACGUCAUUAUGUACAUAAGGAAUAGAUUAGUGUCCAAUAAUGUGAUCUGUGUUUAAUAAAUGUUUUUGAUUAGAUUAUCCACCAUCUAUUAUACA